UCAGUGGCCUUCAGUGUCUGAUGUCAUCUCAUAUGUAGUCGUAUCAGUCAUAUGAGUCAUAGUAUACAGAAAAAAAGUGCCUCUAAUAAAGCCAGUAGUGCACAGAAAAAAAACAUGCGAUAAUCGCGAAUUAAUCGCAGUCGAGAAUUGCUGAAAACAUAAGAUUAUCAUUUUUAAACUCAGCUGUGAUUGGUCGAUUUGUUUAUUGUUUAAUUUCAUUGCGUUUUUUUCUGUGUCCCAUAAUUCUUAUAUCAGAGAAUCAAAGUCGAUUCGCAGAAGUAACAGUAGAAACUACCAAGAAGAAGACUCGCAGAAGUUUGAGCGAUAAUUAAUUGUUAACCAUAAUGGAUAACCUUAUACAAAGUCUACUAUCUUUUCUAAAGUAUUGGUAUUUCCGAUAUACGCUCGUUACUGAGUUGUAUAUGGUAACAAGAUGGGAAAGGAAUUUUGUCAACAUUUUUUUUCUAGCGAUGUUCUUUCUCUUCUUUCUCUUCAACUACAAAGUACUGCUGCCAGUCACGGAAUAUAUUUUAGGAAAUUGAUUACGAUUGUUAUUCUUGCAACUUAAAAAAAUUAUAUUGUUUCAACGUGCCAAUGAAUACCAUUUGUACAACAAAAUUGUAUUCAUAUAAAAUAUACUAAAAAUAUAAAUCUUGAAGAAUAAUUAAUUGUGGUAUUAAAUUUAACAUGGAUAGAGGUAGCAACAAGACGCUAGUAUAUUAAGAACCAAUGGAAGCUAAGAAUUAUAUUGAGAUCUUUACUUUAUCUUGAACAAUCCAUCAAAAUUACAUUGAAAUAUUUUUUAUUUCAUUGUGUUAAUAUAAAAGCAUUUCAAAUAUAAACCUGUCAAAAUCAUAUCUUCAAAAAGUUAAGAAAUUUCUCACAUAAAAUCAGCACAUAGCUUUUUUACGAUAGUCCAAAGUAUCUUAUUUGAGAAAACAUUAUGUAUAAACUGAUAAUAAAAUAUUUUUUUUAAGCUUUAA
This is a messenger RNA of Wasmannia auropunctata (little fire ant), 983 nucleotides long. RefSeq lists its product as uncharacterized. Bases 345 to 542 code for a protein of 65 amino acids. Lineage: Eukaryota; Metazoa; Arthropoda; Insecta; Hymenoptera; Formicidae. The record is from RefSeq and is a predicted model, not a curated record. The transcript has 2 exons.